Clarias gariepinus (North African catfish) is the source of this 2781-nucleotide messenger RNA. RefSeq names its product leucine carboxyl methyltransferase 2 (gene lcmt2). Gene Ontology annotation, biological process: wybutosine biosynthetic process; tRNA methylation. The coding region runs from base 135 to 2171 and encodes 678 amino acids. The record is from RefSeq and is a predicted model, not a curated record. Lineage: Eukaryota; Metazoa; Chordata; Actinopteri; Siluriformes; Clariidae. Gene Ontology annotation, molecular function: tRNA methyltransferase activity; protein binding. The transcript has 14 exons.
GGCGGGUGUUUGGAAGGCGGAUGUCCAUGCGUUAACCCACGCGUGAUGAAGAUGUUCCAGCAGUGUGUGUGAUCAAUACCACCGUGGAUCACCGGGGCUCUGGUGUAACGUCACUGCGUGUCUGCACGGUCGGAAUGAGCAGGAUCAACAGCAAGAAGAAGCAGGGGGAGGAUGCAGCGGUUCAGGGCACUAAUGACAGCAGUGUGGUCAGCAAGGCGUCAGCGGCGGCUCAAGGCUACUUCCACGAUGACUUCCUCAGACAUUUUGUGCUGAAGGUGUCACGAAGAGCUCCUCUCAUCAACAGGGGCUAUUACAUUCGCUGGAAAGCAGUCGAUCACUGCGUGAAACAGUUUCUGUGUGUUACGGACGCCUGUGAUAGGAGACAGAUCCUGUCUUUGGGUGCAGGCUUCGAUUCGCUGUACUUCCGGCUUCACGCAGAAGGGGCGCUGGCGCGGGUUGGCGUAUUCGAGGUCGACUUCCCUGAUGUUGCAAGGCGCAAGGCGGCCCUCAUCGGCAGCAAUCAAAGCCUGAAGGACGGUCUUCCAGAUCGCGAAAUCUUAGCUGGCCCUGUGUACGUAAACAGUGCUCACUACAAGCUGCUUGGCGUGGACGUGAGGAACGAGAGCGAGGUGCAGGAGGUUCUGAGUGCAGCCGGACUGCAGUACAACUCUCCUACACUGAUUCUCUCAGAGGUGGUGCUCACUUAUAUGGAAACACACUGGUCAGACGCCGUGAUCGGCUGGGCGGCGAGGAUCCUCCCCGAGGCUCUGUUUGUGAUGUACGAACAGAUCCGCCCAGACGAUCCCUUUGGUAUGGUUAUGCAGAACCACUUCCUGAAGCUAAACUCCAAAAUCCAUGCUCUCUGCCAGUACCGGGAUACGACAGCACAGACCGAGAGACUGUUACGAAAGGGCUGGGAGAAAUGCACCUGCUUGGAUAUGAACCAGUUCUACUUCGGUCUUCUGACAGACGACGAGAGAGAGAGGGUGGAGAAGUUGGAGCCGUUCGAUGAAUUUGAGGAAUGGCAUCAAAAGUGCUCUCAUUACUUCAUCCUCACCGCUUCUAAAGGCUCUCUGACCAGUCAAGCAGUCCUCACACUCCCCACAGAGUCCCCCGUUCCUUUGAUCAAGCCUGGUCCAGAGGGUUUGCCUUUGGCGGUGCAGCUCAUGCCCGAAGCUCUGUGUGUAGAGGCGGUGGGAAUGGCCUCUUCCCUGCUUGAGCCUGGGGUCGUGCUCCUCACCGGCGGCUGUGGGAGACGAGGCCGGAACACUGCAGCCACACUUUUGAUCAGAGAGAACACUGCCUGGAGUUAUGCCACCGUGGAGCCAGAUGGAGAGAAAUGCAUGCGGAUGUAUCACUCCAUGACCUCUGUCGCUGGUUGGGGUGCGGUAAUUCUAGGUGGCAGAACUUCUCCUCUCAACCCCAUUGAAGACAUUCUAAGGGUCACCUAUCUGACCAACCAGUUGAACUCUAAAAACAUGCUGGUAUCUAUGCACAAAAUGGUUUGUACUGGAACAGCACCAAAGUCAAGAUGGCGGCACACAGCUACCUUGCUGAGUCAUGGUGAUAGGAACUACUUAUUUGUUUUCGGUGGCCGUACAGAAAGGGAACUGGUUUUAGGUGAUGCACACUUCCUGUGUUUGGAGGACCAGCACUGGACAGAGGUCCCACUUGAAGGCUGCAUCGCUGAACCGCGGCACUCGCACUCUGCUUGUGCCUAUAGACAAGGCCUGGUGAUCUUUGGAGGCCUGGGCCAAGGCGGUGUCCCUUUAGGAGAUGUCGUCCAGCUGAAACCCACGUCCACAGGGUUCUGCUGGGAGAAGUUGCAUGUCUGUCCAGCCUUAGUACCAAGGUAUUCCCAUUGCGCUCGUGUGAUUGGUGAGAAUCUGGUGGUAGUUGGUGGGGUCUGGCUCCAGGCAGAAGGUGUCCCAGGAGCUGCUGUAAUAAACCUGACCACCAGGGUCAGUGUUGAAGUCCGCUUAGACACAUCACCUGUCCCUUGGCCCCUUAUGCUUCAUUCUUUCUGCUCAGAGCUGCUGGACCAUGAUGGAGCUGAGAUCAUGCUGAUUGGUGGUGGAGGGAACUGCUUCUCUUUUGGCACCCACCUCAAUUCCCAGCCUGUUAUUCUAGAUCUGAGACCUGUGCUUCAAAACAUGGCAUGUAACAUGUAACUAAAGCUAGCGAUGGAGACCAGAAUCAUGUUUAGUAAUUAAAACUUUGUAAAAUAAUCAGACAGACUCUUCCAAGCAAUCAACAACCAAACUUUAUUUCAUCCAGGACCUCGGUUUAAAUCACAACCAAAGAGCCCUAAUCAUGUGGCAGGGGGGCAUCAGCGCAUCCUUGUUUGGUUACGGUCACUCGGUCAGGCGGCGGAAGGACUGGACGAUGGGACACACUGCUCCCCAGUCCACAGGCUUGCGAUAUUCGCCUUUUUCCAGGACGUACUGGCGUCCACGGUAAUUGGGGUGCUCGUAGAAUACCCAGUAGCCGUUCAGGACCUUGCAGGACUGCACCUCUCUCAAGCGGUAACGCUCCAGAACGGAAGGGCAAUCCUCGGUGGCCUCAAACGUCUGACCUGCAAAGUCUGCCUUGUCGUAGAGCUGCAGCUUGUACUGGGUCCCGGUUUUCUGGAAUAGACAUCAAGAGUUGGAGAGUGUUGGGUUUAGGGAAUAAAGGGAUGGAGUAGAAAGGGGACGACAGGACACCAAAGGUGAUAACUUCUACGGCUACAAGUUAUUGUUUGAAAAGAAUUGCCUUAUAUAUAAUUUUUAUUGGGAAAAA